AUGGCAGCGGAGGAGGAGGAGGAGUACGAGGCGGUGCUGUGUGUGAAACCGGCGGUGCACGUCUACCGGGUCCCGCCGCGGGCCUCCAACCGCGGCUACAGAGCUGCAGAGUGGCAGCUGGACCAGCCGGUGUGGAGCGGCAGGCUGCGGAUCACAGCCAAGGGCAAGACUGCGUUCAUUAAGCUGGAGGAUAAAAACUCGGGAGAGCUUUAUGCCCAGGCACCAGUGGAGCAGUUCCCUGGCAUCGCUGUGGAGAGUGUGACUGACUCCAGCAGAUACUUCGUCAUCCGGAUCGAGGAUGGGAACGGCCGCCGGGCAUUCAUCGGAGUUGGCUUUGUCGACCGAGGGGAUGCUUUUGACUUCAAUGUAGCCCUCCAAGACCAUUUUAAGUGGGUUAGGCAGCAGAGUGAGCUGGCCAAACAGGCUGAGAACCCUGAGCAGGGCCCCAAACUGGAUCUGGGUUUCAAGGAAGGACAAACCAUCAAGCUCAACAUUGCGAACAUGAAGAAAAAGGAAGGAGGAACAGGGAACCCCAGACCACGUCCUGCAGGUCCUGGGGGCCUGAGCUUGCUGCCUCCACCUCCUGGAGGAAAAUCUUCCACUGCAGUUUGUCCUUCUGCCGAGCGGCCGACACCGCUCGCUGCACCCACCCAGCUCCCAGGCACCCCCAUCACAGACUCCCUCUUGUCCUGGCCACAGCCUGCUGCUCCCUCUGCUGCCACUGCUGACAUCUGGGGAGACUUCACCAAAGCUUCAGGGUCACCUUCUUCCCAGAGUCAGGGAAAUUCAGGCUGGGUUCAGUUCUAA
Indicator indicator is the source of this 807-nucleotide messenger RNA. RefSeq names its product NECAP endocytosis associated 2 (gene NECAP2). Gene Ontology annotation, cellular component: membrane; clathrin vesicle coat. The transcript has 8 exons. The record is from RefSeq and is a predicted model, not a curated record. NCBI's taxonomy places the organism in Eukaryota, Metazoa, Chordata, Aves, Piciformes, Indicatoridae. The coding region runs from base 1 to 807 and encodes 268 amino acids. Gene Ontology annotation, biological process: endocytosis.